GGCUUCGCGGCCGCCGCGGAGGGAGCGCUUGUUGGUUCUAUUUUGUUCUGCGCGUCAGAGCUUGUUUGGGGGCAGCUACUGUGGUACCUGGCGUCAGCUAUGGCGGAGACGAUGGAUUUGGGCAAAGACCCCAACGGGCUCACCCAUUCCUCGACUCUGUUCGUGAGGGAAGAUGGCAGUUCCAUGUCCUUCUACGUGCGUCCCAGCCCGGCCAAGCGCCGGGUCUCGACGCUCAUCCUGCACGGCGGCGGCACCCUAUGUCGGGUGCAGGAGCCCGGGGCCGUGCUGCUGGCCCAGCCGGGGGAGGCGGCGGCCGAGGCCUCGGGCGACUUCAUCUCCACGCAGUACAUCAUGGACUGCGUGGAUCGCAACGAGAGGCUCGACCUGGAGGACUAUCGACUCGGCUCGGCGGCCGACCAGGCACCGGAGACGAAGCCCGGGGCCCAGGCCGAGGGGGGUGCCGCGGCCGCGGCCGCCGCGCAGUCCGAGCCGCAGCCGCACGGGGGGCGCAUCGCCUUCACCGACGCGGACGACGUGGCCAUCUUGACGUACGUGAAGGAAAAUGCCCGCUCGGCGAGCUCCGUCACUGGCACCGCUUUGUGGAAGGCGAUGGAGAAAAGCUCGCUCACCCAGCAUUCGUGGCAGUCCCUGAAGGACCGCUACCUCAAGCACCUGCGGGGCCAGGAGCAUAAGUACCUGUUGGGGGACGCCCCAGUGAGCCCCUCGUCCCAGAAGCUCAAGCGGAAAGCUGAGCAGGAUCCCGAAGCUGCUGACAGCGGGGAACCACAGAAUAAGAGAACUCCAGACUUACCUGAGGAAGAAUAUGUAAAGGAAGAGAUCAAGGAAAAUGAUGAAGCAGUCAAAAAGAUGCUUGUAGAAGCCACCCGGGAGUUUGAGGAGAUUGUGGUUGAUGAGAGCCCUGAUUUUGAAAUACACAUAACCAUGUGUGACGAUGAUCCACCCACACCUGAGGAAGAUUCUGAGACACAGCCUGAUGAGGAUGAGGAAGAAGAAGAAGAAGAAAAAGUUUCUGCACCAGAGGUGGGAGCUGCUAUUAAGAUCAUCCGGCAGUUAAUGGAAAAGUUUAACUUGGAUCUGUCAACAGUAACACAAGCCUUCCUAAAAAAUAGUGGUGAGCUGGAGGCUACUUCCUCCUUUUUAGAGUCUGGUCAGAGGGCUGAUGGGUAUCCCAUUUGGUCCCGACAGGAUGACUUAGAUUUGCAAAAAGAUGAUGAGGAUGCCCGAGAUGCAUUGGUCAAAAAAUUUGGUGCUCAGAAUGUAGCUCGGAGGAUUGAAUUCCGAAAGAAAUAAUUGGCAGGAUAUGAGAAAAGAGAAAACAUGUGGCAAGUGAGGUU
Lutra lutra (Eurasian river otter) is the source of this 1355-nucleotide messenger RNA. RefSeq names its product TERF2 interacting protein (gene TERF2IP). Gene Ontology annotation, cellular component: shelterin complex. Gene Ontology annotation, molecular function: telomeric repeat DNA binding. Gene Ontology annotation, biological process: telomere maintenance via telomere lengthening; regulation of DNA-templated transcription. The coding region runs from base 100 to 1311 and encodes 403 amino acids. NCBI's taxonomy places the organism in Eukaryota, Metazoa, Chordata, Mammalia, Carnivora, Mustelidae. The transcript is spliced from 3 exons. The record is from RefSeq and is a predicted model, not a curated record.